AUGAAGGCUGUGGUUAUUAUCUUGGGGCUGGCAAUAGCUGCUGUUGCAGUUCUAGCUGAAGAAGAAGACCCGGUGAUAGCCAAGCUGGAUGAUGGGGGUCCACGGUUCCAAUAUAUGCCAGGACCUAACGGACUGCAGCUGGUCGAUCUCUGGUUAAGGCUGAGUGAUGUGCUGCAAAUUGCUAGAUAUAACCCUGAAAACAGCAAUCGAUAUGUCUUGUUUACCAGGAGUAACCCCUCUGGUGAAGAGAUCCCGUCCGGUUCUGACGUAGCCCUCUACAGCUCCACCUACGAUGUUACAAAGAAGACGGUUGUUCUCACCCACGGCUGGCUGAACACCCCCAGUUCAGACUUCAAUGUUCAGUUAAUCAGUGCUUACCUGGAUGCUGAGGAUGUCAACGUAAUCAUGGUGGACUGGAGCGAGGGAGCUGCUCCCAAUUAUUUAAUUGCAAUGAACAAUGUCAUCAAAUCAGCUGACCAUGUCGGGAAAUUCGUCAAGUGGUUACUCGAUAUCACCGGAGGAGACAUCAACAAUUACCAUAUCAUCGGCCACAGUCUUGGAGCACAUCUCGCUGGAAUUGUUGGAAGAUAUUUGGAUGGGAAGGUUCCUUAUCUGACUGGAUUGGACCCAGCAUUGCCGGGAUGGAUCACGCAUAAACAGUCCAUCAGCAAGGAUGUGGCUCUUUACACGUAA
This is a messenger RNA of Arctia plantaginis, 693 nucleotides long. The record is from the annotation of a GenBank genome assembly. NCBI's taxonomy places the organism in Eukaryota, Metazoa, Arthropoda, Insecta, Lepidoptera, Erebidae.